CCUAGACACGGGGGCACGGUCCAUUUUUCUGGGUCUUUAUUCAGGACCACUUGUGUAUGGCCGAUCGCUAUUCCCCGAUGCUACCACAAAUUCGCGCUAGUGCCAGGGAUCAAAAACACCUGGCAAGCGGUGCCAUUUUUCUGGUUGUUUGCCCGGCCGCUCCCGUCACCACUUUGCAGAGAUUCCUGAUCGGCCAUUUGCACUAGCAUUAGAUCCUAAAAACCGCACUACACACCUAAAAACCGCACCACGCAAGCCGAC
This is a messenger RNA of Amoebophrya sp. A120, 261 nucleotides long. Lineage: Eukaryota; Dinophyceae; Syndiniales; Amoebophryaceae. The record is from the annotation of a GenBank genome assembly.